AAUAUAGACUUAUGUCUUUUCGGUUCGGUUUCUUACAUUUACGUUUAUGUGGUAAAAAAACUCUAUCAAUAUCAAUUAUUUAUAUCUUCCUUUGGUUGCCGUAUCUAACUUGUUCAAUAUUACCCAAAACUCAAAUGUCGGUAACCGUUUAUAAAGUUUUGUAAACAAAUUAUAGCAAAAGUAAUCGGCAGUUAUGUCAACUAUCGGUGAUGUAAAAAUCCCUUCUGUUUAUGUAUUGGAUGGCGGGUUUUCUACGCAACUCUCGUGCCAUGUGGGGACCACCACCGACGGCGACCCGCUAUGGAGCGCUCGUUUCCUGCAAACACAUCCAGAGGAUGUUGUUAAGACACAUUUAGAUUUCUUGCGAUCUGGUUCUGAUAUUAUUAUGACGAACACAUACCAAGCUUCUGUCGGAGGAUUCGUUAAACAUUUAGGCGUCUCGCCUGAAGAAGGUCUGGGUCUCAUUCGACGAGCAGUGGAGUUAGCAAAGCGAGCAAGACAGCGGUUUCUCGAAGAGCUUCAGUCGCCUCCAGAGCGAAGGCCUCUUAUAGUCGGCUCUGUCGGUCCUUACGGAGCUCAUUUACACGACGGCUCGGAGUACGACGGCCAUUACGCUGAUAACACGUCUCCGGAGACAAUGCGUGAGUGGCACAUUCCUAGAAUUAAGACUUUGUUAGAAGCAGGUGUUGAUAUGUUAGCAUUUGAGACCAUACCAUGUCAGGUUGAGGCUGAAAUGUUAGUGGAAUUACUAAAAGAAUUCCCUGAAGCUAAGGCUUGGCUGUCAUUCAGUUGUAAAGAUGACAAGAGCCUUGUACAUGGUGAAUCCUUUAAAACUGUGGUGAAGAAAUGUUAUAAUUCAAAUCCUGAACAGUUGGUAGGUGUUGGUGUCAAUUGUUGUUCUCCCGCAAUUGUUGCAACAUUAUUCCAAGGUAUUAACAGUGACAGAGAAGAUGAUCCAAUACCGUUUGUGACAUACCCUAAUUCAGGAGAGAAAUUCAAUGUGGAUUUGGGGUGGGUGGAUCGUGACAAGUGUGUAGGUUUAGAUACAUAUGUCCAUGAGUGGUUGGACUUGGGGGUGAGGUAUGUGGGGGGGUGUUGCAGGACGUACGGAGCUGAUAUAGCUUGUAUAAAGACCAAAGUAAAAAGUUGGAUUGAGAUGAAGCAAAUGAGAAUUUCAAAGUCAACUUGAUAUUUCAACCUUGUAUUAUAAUAAUAUACCGUAGCUGUCAUGACAAAUUUCACAAAGAUUAAAUUUUAUAGUCAGUGAUGUUUAUUGCAAGUUAAAGGUAAAAAUAAAUAAUUAGCAAAAUUUUAAAAAGAAAUAUUUCCUAUUUCAUCGAAAUAGCAUUAAAAGUUGUAUAGUAUUGUAGACAGAAUUUUACUUUAAAAUAUUUUUACUAGUAAUUCAUGUGGACCGUUGUUUUUGCAGAAAGCAU
Molecule: messenger RNA, 1436 nt
Organism: Amyelois transitella
Lineage: Eukaryota; Metazoa; Arthropoda; Insecta; Lepidoptera; Pyralidae
Exons: 1
Coding region: 194-1189 (331 amino acids)
Biological process (GO): S-methylmethionine cycle
Molecular function (GO): S-adenosylmethionine-homocysteine S-methyltransferase activity; zinc ion binding
Source: RefSeq, a predicted model, not a curated record